Molecule: messenger RNA, 1428 nt
Organism: Baudoinia panamericana UAMH 10762
Lineage: Eukaryota; Fungi; Ascomycota; Dothideomycetes; Mycosphaerellales; Teratosphaeriaceae
Exons: 2
Coding region: 1-1428 (475 amino acids)
Source: RefSeq, a predicted model, not a curated record
AUGGCCUUUCCCAGCAGCUACACUCGCUACCAAGCUGUCACCAACAACACCACCACCACCACCGACUCAUCAACAGACUACAACUCGGACACGCUCUACUCCACAGCAUAUCACGGCGCUGGCGCAACAAAGACAAUCACCCCAACCAGACAACCUCUAGGAUCACGUCUACUUUCCACCUUCUCCAGCGCCCAGCCAGCAGCAGCAGCGGCAGCAUUAUCCCGACAGGGCUCCGUCCUGCACUCGCGAGCCAAAUCCCUGGCAGCCUUCGUCCCCAGACUCAGCACCAGCAACGGCGCCACAUCCCCCGAACGCACGCAACAGCGCCAUCCCGUCUUCGGAGACCUGUUCAACGGGGAAUCAGCGCCCGUCAGGCUGGGCAUACCACCUUCCUCACCAACAAAGGAAGAAUCCGAGUUCAUCAUGGACUACAAACCCUCCCUCACCGAGCGUCCAACCGGGCCAAGGCGGAAGAGCACUGCACCGACGCAGGGCAGCACAACAAUCACCAUCACCACUACCACCAUCCCUUCUUCAAAACCAACCUGGUUCACCCGGCGACCCACCCUCCCAGCAACCCCCUCCGCAACAAACCCUCCUACAGACAAGCUCCUCACCCUCAACAUCAACACAGCCCUCUUCCCCCACGGCCCCGCCGACCCCCUCUCCCCGCACGCCUACAACGACCUCCUCCUCACCGCCACCACCCUCCUCUCACGCCUGCAAACCGCAUACGCAGAGAAGGUCUCCUACAUCUCAUCCAUCCAGCCAGAGAUCGACGCGCAGAGGGAGGAAGUCGAGGAAGCGGAGACGCGGGCCCAACACCUCAAGAUGCAAUUGGAAGACAUGAGCCGGCAGGCGCAAGAGCAGGAACGGGCGAUGCGGGAGAUGGCGUUGCAAUUAGCCGGGGAGAAGAUGAAGGUGCAGGAACUGCGAGAGAUGGCGCAGAACAGCAUCAAGCUCGUCCGUCGAUCAACGGACGAGCUGGCGGAUGAAGUGACGCCGAGAAGGAUAAAAAGGGCGUCCGGAAGUAGCGCGGGUAACGCGAGUGAUUCGGGCUUCGAGUCCGACCUCGAGUACGCCGACUCCGUCACUUCUGCCGGCGCGGAAACGCCGCUCACACCGCCUCCCACUAUGACGCUGACGUUGACGCCGGCGUACGAUGGGCACGAUUGGGCGGCGACAGCUGUACAGCCAUCGACUCACUACUCGCGGGGAAGCACUGCGUCUGGCUGCAGUCGGCAGGCGUGGAAUCGGCACGGCGGAAAUGCAAGCGGAAGUGAAGCGCGCGUGGGCGGGCAAGUCGCGGCGUGGGCUACCGUCGAGCAAUUGCGGGGGGAGAAUGUGCAGUUGCGGCGGCAGGUGGAUGAGAUGGAGGGGACGUUGCAGGGGUGUAUUGAUCUCGUUAGUGGUGGGUUGAAGGCUUGA